Chilo suppressalis (striped riceborer) is the source of this 11649-nucleotide messenger RNA. The record is from the annotation of a GenBank genome assembly. NCBI's taxonomy places the organism in Eukaryota, Metazoa, Arthropoda, Insecta, Lepidoptera, Crambidae.
GGUAACUACCGGGAGCGAAGGCAAAUAUUUUUUACAACAAGUAUUGUACAAGUAAUUUAUCUGAAUACCAUUUACUGGAACACAUAGUUGUAUUACAAGUGUCUGGAAAAUCAGUGAUGAAAUGAAAGAGUUUUAGGCAUAAAUUAAAUGAUCCUAGCUCAAUGGCCGUGUUUUUCGUAUGUCAAUAAUGGGCUUUUCAUCGAUGUAAAACAACAAAUAUCGUGAUGUUUCUAGCAGAUUAUGUGACGAUGGAUUCUCCACAGUGGCGAAAAUGCUGUCUCAUUUUGAUAAUAAUGUUACUGGACACGAUCGAUGCUCUAAAGUGUUACUGCAACAGUGAGACAUGUCCAAAUAGCACAUGCGAAACAGACGGCUACUGUUAUGCCUCCACCAGUCUCAACAACGGGGUCCAGAAGUUCACCUACCACUGCAUCGACCGCGCAUUAUUGAUACCCAUCGAGCACCCCUUCAGUUGCUCCACGCCGAAGACGAGAAAUGAAUCUGUCGCGAUAGAAUGUUGUAACAGCCAUGACAUGUGCAACCGGGAGCUGCCCCUGGAGCUGCAGCCCAGGCCGCCAGAGUCCAGUCCAUCAGCGACCGUGUGGCAAGUGGUGCCAUGGGUGAUAGGGCUGAUGGUGCUCGGCGUGUGCGUGGUGAUCAGCUUCUGGUGGGCCAAGCGCCGCUCCAAGAUGAUGAUGAAGCGAGGCUCCCGCCCACUCUUCCCCGCCGAGGACUCGCUGUGCGAGACUCGCCACCCCAUCAUGGGCACGGCCACUAUCCGCGAUAUGAUCGAGCUGACUACCUCCGGCUCGGGGUCCGGCCUGCCACUGUUAGUCCAGCGGUCGAUCGCACGUCAGAUCCAGCUGGUGGACAUCAUCGGCAAGGGGCGGUUCGGCGAGGUGUGGCGAGGCCGGUGGCGCGGCGAAAACGUAGCAGUCAAGAUUUUCUCCUCGCGCGAGGAAUGCUCCUGGUUCAGGGAGGCGGAGAUUUACCAGACGGUCAUGCUGCGACACGAAAACAUAUUGGGGUUCAUCGCCGCUGACAACAAAGACAACGGCACGUGGACACAGCUGUGGCUGAUCACAGACUACCACGAGAACGGCUCGCUGUUCGACUUCUUGACCGCGCGGACCAUAGACUCAAAUACUCUUGUCAAGAUGGCGCUGUCUAUUGCCACGGGGCUGGCGCACUUGCACAUGGAUAUCGUUGGCACUAAAGGCAAGCCUGCGAUAGCUCAUCGCGAUCUUAAAUCCAAGAACAUACUGGUGAAGAGUAACCUGACAUGCGUCAUAGGGGACCUGGGUCUCGCAGUCAGACACAACGUGGCCAGUGACUCGGUGGAUGUCCCUUCCACAAAUCGAGUCGGCACCAAGCGAUAUAUGGCACCAGAGGUGUUAGACGAAAGCAUGGACACGCGCCAGUUCGACCCUUACAAGCGUUCCGACGUUUACUCCCUGGGAUUGGUAUUGUGGGAGAUGGCGCGGCGGUGCGGCGCUCUGCCGGACGAGUACCAGCCGCCGUACUACGAGUGCGUGCCACCCGACCCCGCGCUCGAGGACAUGCGCCGCGUGCUGUGCGUCGAGCGCCGCCGCCCCGUGCUGCCCAACCGUUGGAGCGCUGACCCGGUGCUCUCCGCGAUAUCGAAGGUGAUGAAGGAGUGUUGGUACCAGAACCCCGCGGCCCGACUCACCGCGCUGCGCAUCAAGAAGACGCUCGCCAACAUCGGCACUCCCGACUACAUCAAACUGUAGGCAACUGUAACACUGGUACGUUAGCAGACAGCCCUGGCGCGACACGACGCGAGUGCAAAGUUUUUCCUGAACUUUCUGUUCCUAAAAUCAUUUCGAAAUUCAAAAGCGACAACCUUCUUUUGUGUUAUGACAAAUUUUGAUUAUUGUAAACAUGAACGUUAUGUAAUAGGCUAAAAUGCACAAACCGUGCGAAGCCAUAUAACAAAAAAAACUUGAACGUGAAAAAUUCAGUUGUUUGUUUCUGAGUGGUUCCCUCGAUUAGUGUUGUGCUAAGAGUCGUUUUGGAGGCGUUCGACUUAGGUUGAACGCUCGCAAGUCGUUUUACAAAGAGCGGCUUACUUCUACUUAGAGAGACUAAACCUUAUGUAUAAUGUGCACCAAAAUUGAGAGUUUGGCUGACAAUGACUGUGAUGUGUGGAUAUAUUUUUGGUAUUCGUAAUUGAAUUUGAAUCAAAUUCGCAAUUUAUAAACGAGAAUCAAUUCUCGAUCGUUCGCGGCGCACGCCGAUUAAGGUUAUUACGCCAUUAUACUCGAUGUAACGAGCACAGUUUCACUCGAUCAAAAUUCACGAGCACAGCACCAGAGCAUGUUGUUGGGUUAACCUCGCUUUACAAUAUCCAUAGUUAAAAGUUAAUUUGUGUACACUCUUCAGCUUAAGGUAUGUUGUACAAAUGUGAUUUGCGUGAAAUCGAAAAUCGUAUAACUGUUAAAACGAACGUUGCGUGAUACUUUGAGCUAUCCCGAAAACUUUGACAAGCGGUGGACUGCAUCACAGAAAAAAUUACAAUAAUAUACAAUACAUCACACAUAUCUUUAGAUUAUAUUCUCUGAUCUCUAAAGUGUAUAAUAUAAGUUACUUAGGUAUCUUAAACAUAAGCAUUGUAUAUUAUAUAGCGGGUCUGCUUUCAUGAUGUAGUAGGGUGCACCUGUAUAUUCCUCGUGGAAAUUCUCCACAGUUUCAUUAGGCGUGGUAGUGUCAUCUUAGCCAUUUGGAUGAUUACGAAAAUGUUAUGAAAUAUCGAUAAUUGUAAAGCGAGGUGAAUCGUUUUUAUUUGAUGGUAGUUAUAGUAAGCUUCCUACCCUACCUCUUAUUCUAUAGAAAAAAACUAUAUCAGAAGCAGCAUUUACUUCGGUAGGUCAUCCUUUCUCAAUCUUUUUUUACGCGACCCAUUGAAAUCGGCAAAAUUGAACUGAGUACCUACCAUUUGUACAUUUUGAUCAUAAUGCCCUACUGAGUUAUGUACUAUGUGGCGAAACUUUAUGAAAUUAACCUGAAAAAGUUUUUAAGUGAUUUGUAUGUAAAUAGUAUAGUAAUUUAUAUGCGCUACGCCUUUUUUUCUCGCUGAGAAGACAUAUUAAGGUCACAUAUUUUUUUUUGGAAAUCACUAGAAACUGAUCUUUUAGGUUUUCUCUUAUAUUUUACAGUUCUUUGUAAUACUUAUUAAAGAAUAUACAAAAAAAUACUAUCAAUACUGUAUUGAUGAAAAAUUUCUAAACGUUUUGUCACAUAUUAUGUCCAUUCGCCAUAUCUUAUUAUUAUUUAUGUCAAAAACUGUUUUGUAAUAACCACCUGAUUCUUUACGACACUUUGAGAAAUUUAAAGCUAGAAUUCGAUAUGUUGUAGUGAUAUUUUCGUUACCAUAAAUACUUAGUUUUAGAUAUGUUUGUUAGGAUUUUGCGUUUUAUUUUUAUUGAGAAUUUAAAAUGAAAAAAGAAUUGGUCAUGCUGUCAUGUACGACACCUUUCCAUUUCUUUUAUAACUAUUAUUUUUCUGUGAUAAAGUAACAUUUGCGUUCCGCUGUUCAGCGAGUUGUUAGUGAGUCGAUAUUCAUGUGUAAGUAUUCUCAGUGAAUAACGGAACGCAACAUCGCAGUGGUUAAGCUACACUCGCGUUCGUCCGACGCUCCGUUCUACGCUGGAGACGUGUAUAGUUUGUUAUUUGUUUCAAUUUAACUUUCCCUCUCCAUGGAUGUAGUACCGAACCUAUUGCUGUGUUAAUAUUUCUGAACUUGUUAUAGAACAGUGUUGCAAGUAUUAGUCUGUACUAGAAGCGAGUUGAAAAUUACAAUAUAUAUAUUUUAAAACUGUUUCAAAUAUUAAUGGAAGUUAUGUGUACAGUUGGCGACGUAAAAGCACAGUCUGUUGUUACAGUGGCUCGUGUCACCCGUUGCCAACUGUACCUUGCACACUAUUCUAUAAUGAGUGUACCUGUACCUUUGAAUUUUAUUGUUAAUUAAUAAUAAAAAUUUCUAUAUAAGAUGCUUCGAUAUGUUUACGUUCAAAAUCUAUUAUUAUAGAGCACGCAUAGUUUUCUGCAGAAAUGACCUGGCCAUAAAUAUCAUUUGCUUUAAAAUAUUGAACCUUAUGUUUUGCGUAAUCUUGGUCAGUUAUGAUGCAAUGUGUCAAGUGUCAACAUGAAAGUUAGGUUGUACGGCACAAUCGCGUGGGUAAAUAUUUUAUUCUUUCGCGUGUCGACUAUUCUUAUUGCAUUCGGAUGAGGCAUUUCGUAUACACAUUUUGACUGAAACUUAGACAUUGUAACAGUUCCCAAUAACUGACGAAACGGCCUCUUGCACAUAAAAUUGCACACACGGAUGGGAAUCUCGGGUAAUCUCAGUAGAAUGCCGUUGAUUGUUGAUUUUAAGGUCGAAAAUCCGGUGUGCGUCUGCUGUUUCUGUAGAGUUUCGCUUCUGUGUUAUUCUGUGACUAAAGUAUAACAGAUUUCAGGACCUGGUUAAGAUAACCUACCCAAUAACGUAUCCCCGUAAAAGGUACCUACUAGAGGUAGUUGCCAAGAUAUUUUUGACAAUUUGUCUCACCAUGUUGGACUGGACGGACCGAAAGCAAAAAUAGUAUGCCUCAGCUAAUAAUUAAUUACUGCUAAUUAUUCCGUACACAGACCAAUAAUGUAACUUUAAAAUUUGUUAUCGUACGAUAGGCCAGGAAUCAGUUUCUAAUUAAUAUAUUAAAUAAGAUCUAAACAAUGGGUAAAUGUGGUGCCGUUGGGUUUAAUGGCUUGCUUAUUCCUUUAUAUUCAUUCAGCCAACCCCCAAGAGAUAUAUGGGGUAAACUUAGUAUGUUUCUAUAAUGAUCUCUAACUGGAGGUAGCAUAUUGGGCCAAAGUACAAGAUUUAAACAAGAAGUUUCAAUGUUUAUUAUAAAUGGCAAUGGACAUUUCUGCGCAGAUAUGCGCCACGUAAUGGUAAUGGAGAGUAUCAUACUUUGUAUAGUGCACCUAUUUUCGUACUAGUAUCGUAAGGUAAUAGUUGGGAUCGGAUAUCCGUAUGCAUAUUUACGUGAUGACAUUUUUCUAAGAAAAUAUGAAAGCGGCUUAAAUCACAACUUUAAUCACACUUGCCAUUACAAUUUACACGUUAGAGAAUGGCAUUUGGUCAAUAUGUUUUAUAAAAUUACCAAGUUAUAUUUAAAUUUUUUAAGCAUUUAACUGCUAGAUGAUUAAUUCUUAAGAAAAUUUUACUAGUGAAAAAUCCAUUAAUUCCUAGAAUGCGAAGAGAUAGCGCUGUCUAGCAGCCUAAAAAAUGCUAGAGAAAAUUCGACACGGCCAACAGGGCCGCGGUAGCAUAAUGGUCAGUGCAUUCGCCCGUAUAGCGAAGGGUGCGGGAUCGAGUCCCGUCUGCUGCCUAUAUCGCGUGGAAUUUUUACUAGUAAAAUUUACUUGUCAAGGUACCUUGAGGCGUCGUCCUAAUUGGCAAUGAACGAUCACACGAUGCGUUCAUGUCGUGCGAUGAUUUUCAAACAUAGAUUUCUUGAGAGGUGACCUAAUACAGCUCGUAAGUCGCCACACGAGCACAGUUACAUUAUUUUCAUCGCACGAUGAGAUCGCAUCGCGCCAUCGCACGAUCGUUGUUAAUUAGGACGACGCCGGAAUGCUUAAUAUUUAUCAAAAAUAUGUACUUAUCAUAUUCUGACCUUAUUUUGCUAGAUUAUGUUUUCUAUUCUAUAGGACAAUGUUCGAUCAUGUAUCAGAAACGUUUUUAACAUAUAAAAGUGCUUUCCAUAUUAGAAUUAAACUUAGGUAAACUUGCAUCCGAAUAUGCGAUUUCCGUUAAUAAUAAAAUUGACGUAGGCAUUUAAAAAUUGUAUAUAUAAAUAAAUAUAUAUUAUAGAGAGGGCGUUGAACCGACGCUAAUACGACGUAAUUACCUUAUAAGUUAUACAGUAAGCAAGUAGAUUUCAUACAUUUGUGUAACUUUUUUAUAUUUGUAGAAUACCAUUUUCCUUUAUUAUAUCUAUAUAUCAGUGGCGUGGGAUAAAAAAAAAGAAAGAUAAAGCCGGUCCAAAAAAAACGACUAACGCUUGAAUAAGCAAAACGACAUAUCUUAGCUUGUAAAAACAAAUGCAAUAAAUUACAUGCCUUAUAAUAGAGUGUUAGUACACCUUUCCCAAAACUACAACAAAAUGUUAGGUAUGGUGCUUGCGUUGCGUUGUAUGCAGUUUUUUCAUGCGACAGAACAUGCUUGCUGUACAGUUGUUUGUGUUCACCACCUUCCCCAUACAUGAUAUCACUGAUAUUAUAUGAACAGUGCAUGUCGAUUAUGAUAUAAUUGGCUUUAAUAAAAGCCGUAUAAGGCACGCGUCACUCACACUCGGAUUAUUAAUAAAUAUUUAGAAAAACAAAGAACUAUAAAUAAGUGUAACUUAACUUGUCAGCAUCAUCACCACAAAUAAUAAAUACCAGCAGCAAUACCGCAAAUUUAUUUCUAUUCUACAUACAUACAUAGUAUCACGCCAAUAAGGGAUUUACGGGGUCGACAGAGCCCAAGGCCGUGAGACCCUAGGCCACGUUUUAUUCCUACGUGACGGCAAUAAACAAAAAAAACAAACCUUUACGGUGAAAUAAAAUAAACACCUAUACACAACACUUGGCUAGUAAAAUCUUUCAAGCAAAACGUAACCUUCACACAUGACAAAUAAAUAUUACAGGCUAUCUAAGUUCGGGUUAUAUCGAUGAGUGGUUGCAUGUGGUAGUAAUGUGUGCGUGAAGUGCUUACAUUUUAUUUAUUUGAAUUCCCAAUAUUAUUAGUGGGUUAUCCAGUCUACUACCGCGGCGCGGACCUGAGUGUGCGUUUGCGCAAUUUCAAAUACUUUGUGUAUUUUGUAUCCACCAUAUUGAAUAUUUUUACAAAGCGCGCAAUGUAAUUAUAUCGCUUGCAUUAACGUUUUUAUACGUAAAUGGUCGCUUGUGCUUGAAUGUAAAUUAGUAUAUUAGAAUCUGGCUAGGUAAGCAGGCAGGAAUCGUGUUCUAAGGAGGCGUCGCCACUGAUAUAUAUUUAUAUAUAUAUAUAUAUAUAUAUAUAUUAUUUUUCGUACACUCGACAGCACUUCCGAUUUUUAGAAAUCAUGGGGUUACUCUGUGAAACUUAUUUUCGGCUUUAUACGAUUUGAAAUUAAGUUGAGAGUCGUGUUGGUAGUUUUGAUGAUUUAUUUGCCAUUGAGUGGAUGUUGCUGUCGAGUGAACGUUUAAACGUUAGGCUGUUUGUUCGUGUUGAGUGUGUUGUGCGCACCGAAUGCUUGUUUCGACAUGAUUGGUCAUUGUUUUACGAUCUGAAGAUGAGCAGAUGAUGAUGAUGGACUCCUUGCAAUAAUAUACUGCCUUGUUGUUAAGAUAUUGUAGUGUAGAUACGUUGGGCUCGUUUGUUUAUAUGUUAUUCGCAUCUAUUGCUCUUGCCAAGUUUCUCUUCUAAGGAAAGUUUAUAUUCUUAGGUUUAACCGACUUCAAAAAGUAGGUUAUCUGACUGCAGUUAUUUUCUUUCCCAUGGAACCUUAACUUUCACAUAUAUUUUCCGAUGACUUUUUAUAAAACUUGACAUAAAAACACAAAAACAAUCACAUAAAUUAAACUUGCCGAAAAUUGGUGGGAAUCGAGUAGUUAAGCGUAACUCAGAUCACCGAGACCAAGUUUUGUUAACUUCAACAAUAUAAUGUACUUAAAAUGAAAGCAAUUUAUAAUUUUGUUGACUUGAUUAAAAAGUUCGCGUCGUUCUUGUUAAGUUUACAAACAUAAUCACCAUAUAAUUUUCGCUACUGCUAGGACAGGAUUUCUAGUUCAUAUUAAAAUAAAGAAAGCAGGAGCCAUAAGUAGUAAAAAUGUUCAAUUGGAUUUUUCAAAUAUUUGUCGGUAAUGUGUUUUACUGUCUUUUAAUACUACCAAAAAUAUCUAACGUAGAUGGUAAAUGAUCUUGCGUAAUACUCGCUGGUUAAUAAGUAGGCACUUUGGAGAUAUGAAGUAUGUCGUCAAUUAUCUAGCACAAAUAAAUGAAUGUCUAUUAAUCACCCGGGGUAAUUGCAAUAGAUGUAUGUACUACUAAAACAUACACCCCGUUUCUUCAAAACGCGGACUAAAGUUAGUCUUGCUUUAAACCUCAUAUUGUGUUUGUCUUCUUUUUAGCGAGCAAAAGUGACAGCAUCAGUUUUAAUCCAGGUUUUACUUUAGUCUAUGUUUUAUAGUAAGGCCGACAGAGUCCAAUGUGGAAUCAAAAGUGUACGCAUCUUGUUUUCUUCUUUCUUUUGUACGGGAUUACAUCUUUAAACAAUAAACGAGUACGUCAUAUGAUGCAGAUAAGGUUCACAUAAUUAAUUCGGAAUUGUAAUGUAGAUAUUAAACAAAGCACCUAAUGGAUAAACGUUUUAAGUAGGUGUGCGAUUAUUCCGUCAUAAUAUUGUACCACAGGACUGUAUGCCGUGAUUUUUUAAUAAAAUGCAAUACAAUACACAAUACUUUAUUGAUAACACCACAACACAAAACAGAAAUGAGGGACAUUACAAUUAUUAAAAAAGAGUAUUGUGUGUGGUGGUUUAUCCUUCAAGCCAAAUGCUCAAACUUAUUAUUUUUAACAUCAAGCCUUCUCAGUAUGUUCAUAAAUUAUAAAGUCCGUUGUCAUCCCUAAACCAUUGCAAUUGAAAGCAAUGAUGCUCGGAAAUUAUAUACUUAUUAUUAUUACUUAUUUUACUUAUAUUAUAUUAUUACUUAUUAAUUAUAUAAUUUUAUCAUCAACCAUUGAUAUUUUAUGACCGACUUUUUGAAUUAGUACUUUUCAAUACAGAUUGUCAAAAAUCACUUACUAGUUAACUGGCGCUAUUUACAUUAACUUUCACUAAAGUUCUCAACUUAUAUCUAAAAUGAAAUCAUGUUAUAGCCUCAUUCUACAUCUCUUUGACUUCAAAAAUUGACAAGGAUAGUGUGAUGUCGUAAACUAGAUUGAAUUUAAGUUUGAUUUUAAUGAUUUUUUGUGCAAAUAGCCAUAAAUUGAGACUUUAGAUAAAAUUUUAUAGGGAGAAAUGAUUUUGUAUUGGCUUGUUUAUAAAACUAAAUAAGAGGUGUAAGCUCAAGUUAUCUCCAAAUCGUAAAGCUUGUUGUUUGUGUAUGUAUGCUAUCGACGCGGCGAUUGAAAUUGUUAUGUAUACAAUCUUCCAGAUUAAAAUUUAUAGCAAUUGAAUUACCUCAUUAGAGACGUAUAUAUUAUUAUAAACUUCUCGUCGAAUAAUGUCUAAUUAGUUUACCCGUAGUAGUGCAGUUAAGCGUGAUAUUUAGAAAUCUUUUAAGCGAAUGUUCGCCUUUCAGAUUGACUAGGAUAGUGUCAAGUUUUGGUAAAUUUAGACAAGUUGAUAAGAUUAUAAUUAUAUACUUGAGUCUAUGUCAAGAAUGGUUAUUAGUUUUUCAGAAAUACCACUUUCUUAUUUAAUACAUGUAUUGAUGUGCCCACAAUUGUAUUUUUUUUCUCUGUAGAUUUUAGUUUACUUUCAAAUCAAUAUUGGUUUUAAUGUUUUCUAUUCGGAGUUUAGUACUGAGGUAAUUUUUGUACAGAAUUUUUGAUGACAGUGAUCUAGAAAAGUUGCUAUAAAAUACAUUAGGUAUAUAUUAAGAUGAACCUGUAUUAGUUCCAUAAUUGUACGUAUCGCUAUGCAAUGUCACAGCUUCAGAUACUUCUUUCAUCAUCAUCAUCUAUAAAUAUGUAACAUGGGACUUCAGCAAAGAAAAACAUUCAAAAUAUCACUCUAGGAUUUAUAUUGAUACUAGCUCCCCUUUAUAAGUUGAAGACAUCGCUAUUCAUAUUCGCACAAUGAAUAUAGGUCUUAUUGCUGUGUCACAAUGUCAUGAUAUCUCGUUAUGACGUUACAACGCAUCUCACUCCGUUGUGUGGUAUGUGUUUCGAUUUGUGUACUAACGAUGAUGCGAACUCCGGACAGAGCUGCGUUGACUUUGGUACUUGGUAAGAACGCUUACAGUCUGUUCAUUCUAACUUGUCCUUUUGGGUGAACAAUCUUGGCACAACUUUUUAACAAAAUUACCCCAUUUAAAAAUAAAAUAAUAACAAAGUCAAUAAUGUAUUCCAAUAAAUCGUUAUUAUAUACUGAAACCUAUUGAAUCAAGUUAUCAUGUGAUUUUUAAUGCUGCAUUUUCAAUAAAAAGGAGUGCCAAGAUUCUUUACCACAUGGACCAAGUUAUGAUGAACGGACUGUACGUAUGCAUUCAGCACAAAGUGCCUGCCCAGAGCAAAGAAGCGUCAAUAGUCGCGUAAACCUUUAGUUUGAGUUACACUAUGGAACCAGUUAAAAUUAAAUAUUGCUAUAUUUUUUUUAAUUUGCCUCGCUAGGACAGUUAUUGUCACUGUCAAAUUAUGAUCUCAUUUUGUUAAAGUUAAAGAACGAUGGUGCAACUCACGCUUAGACUUUCAAGAGUAAAUAAUUAUGUAUCAAUAUUUUAAACUGAUUUUGGCGUCAAUUUGAUAUCAGCACGUUUGCAGCUGACUAGCAAUCCGAAUGCUGUCAGGCUGAAAGUUUGAUGGAAAAAAAAAUUAAAUGAUCUACUUUCGUUAAAUACCUUUUGCGCUAUAUUAUGCCUAAACUGUAUCAGAAUAAAUCGUGUAAUAUAAAUUUUAAACGCCUAACGAAUGUGGCUGUGGUACAUAAGAUGCCUUCUGGUGUUGAACCGCCAAACGCCAUUGUCUUAUGGUUUAUGCAGUCAUCGCGGUAUUGAAGUUCAAAUCAGUUGCUUUGAUCUGAACUGUGUAGCUUGUUUGCUUGAAGCUUUUUAAAAAAAAUGAUAUUGAUUCAAUUUUACAUAUUUAAAUGAAGCAUGUAUUGUAUAAAAUUUAUCGUGAAUCCGAUCACAUGUUUUGACAAUACGUCGAUUAAUGAUUUUAGGAGUUUGUAAAGUCUUUCAGUAACAGACGUUUAUAUUUUACAAUUAUCUCGCAGAUAAUAACAACAUUAGUGAUUGCGAAGUGUACUAAGUUAUACCCUCUAAAAUGAAUUGUCAUGUCAAUCACACUUUUAAUGUGACCGAUUCAAGGAACUUUCACCAUCUAACUGAACUGAUUUACUUCUAUCCACAAGAACUGUAUCGUUCCAGGCUUAGCGUACCUACUUUUUAUGCAAUUCAAGAGUACUUUUUGAGACGUUUAAAGUAUAAUUCAACAUAGUCACAAAAAAAAUGCAUAUUUGAAUAGUGAGUAACUAAAAAAAAAUCUGCUUACACAUUUUAAUAAAGCUCAGUAAUAGUUACUUUGCCUAGUGCGCUGUCUAUACUGUCAAUAAUGCUCGAAAUUUUAUAUCACAGCUUUCUAAUUUUAUAUUAAUAAAAAAUCUAUAAAACCAAAAACUACUAUUUCUUUACGUGAACGUAUUGUAUCGUUGUGCAAACACUACGAUUUUAAGAUUCACUACUCCGAACAACGCAAACCAAUCUAACGGCAAGAUUUAACUACUAGUCCAGUCAUUACGUCGGAAAAAUCGGGUUAGAAAUGCAAAUGAACCGAGAAAGCCAAAUUUUGGAUAUUACGUGGGGGGUGGCUAGAAAAGCUUAAGUUCAAAUUGUCGACCAAAAAAACCUUGUGGGUUUUCCGCCAUCUUGAAAAAAAGGGUUAAACUCAGUUUU